AUGUGCGAGUCCCUGGCGCUGGAGCUCAUUCCCUCUAACAUCUGCGUGAACGUGAGGUGCCCCGGCACGUGCGACACACCAAUGGGUGAGCGCCUAAUGCCUCUGAAGCACCAGCAGCCGAGGAGAACCUCGGCAAGGUCUUGCCGAUCGGGCGCCUUCAGCAUCCGCACGUGA
Molecule: messenger RNA, 174 nt
Organism: Leishmania mexicana MHOM/GT/2001/U1103
Lineage: Eukaryota; Euglenozoa; Kinetoplastea; Trypanosomatida; Trypanosomatidae
Product: dehydrogenase/oxidoreductase-like protein
Exons: 1
Coding region: 1-174 (57 amino acids)
Source: RefSeq, a predicted model, not a curated record